Rhinolophus ferrumequinum (greater horseshoe bat) is the source of this 6753-nucleotide messenger RNA. RefSeq names its product solute carrier family 35 member A3 (gene SLC35A3). Bases 339 to 1343 code for a protein of 334 amino acids. Gene Ontology annotation, molecular function: UDP-galactose transmembrane transporter activity. Gene Ontology annotation, biological process: pyrimidine nucleotide-sugar transmembrane transport. NCBI's taxonomy places the organism in Eukaryota, Metazoa, Chordata, Mammalia, Chiroptera, Rhinolophidae. Gene Ontology annotation, cellular component: Golgi membrane. The record is from RefSeq and is a predicted model, not a curated record. The transcript has 9 exons.
GGCACCGGGGGCUGCUCUACCGGCAGCCCAGGUGCCUCGCCUUCAGGAUAGAGCUGGCGAGUGCCGAGCUAGCGCCGCCAGAACAGAGCCGGGAACGGCGUUUGCCGGGGCCCAGGCGGAAGCCGGAGCAUUUGCGGGACGGGACCGCGGGAACCCGGAAACGCCUGGGCACUACGGCCCUGGCGGCACCGACGGCGGCAGGAGCGAGAGGCGCUGCGCGUCAGGGGUCACGGGGGACCCAGCGGGCACUGCAGCCUGGGGCGCCCGGCGGAGCUGAGCCACUGCCUCCCGAGCGCGCAACCGGCAGAGCUGCGCGGGAGGCAGAUGAAGAUAAAACAAUGUCUGCCAACCUAAAAUACCUUUCCUUGGGAAUUUUGGUCUUUCAGACUACCAGUUUGGUUCUAACAAUGCGUUAUUCUAGGACUUUAAAAGAAGAGGGACCUCGUUACCUAUCUUCUACAGCAGUAGUUGUUGCUGAACUUUUGAAGAUAAUGGCCUGCAUCUUAUUAGUCUACAAAGACAGCAAAUGUAGUCUAAGAGCACUGAAUCGAAUACUACAUGAUGAAAUUCUUAAUAAACCUAUGGAAACGCUUAAACUUGCUAUUCCAUCAGGGAUAUAUACUCUUCAGAAUAAUUUGCUCUAUGUGGCAUUGUCAAAUCUAGAUGCAGCUACUUAUCAGGUCACAUAUCAGUUGAAAAUUCUUACGACAGCACUAUUUUCUGUGUCUAUGCUUAGUAAAAAAUUAGGUGUGUACCAGUGGCUCUCCCUAGUAAUUUUGAUGACAGGAGUUGCUUUUGUACAGUGGCCUUCAGAUUCCCAAGAGCUUGAUUCUAAGGAACUUUCGGCUGGUUCCCAAUUUGUAGGCCUCAUGGCAGUUCUCACAGCAUGUUUUUCAAGUGGCUUUGCUGGAGUUUACUUUGAGAAAAUCUUAAAAGAAACCAAACAAUCGGUGUGGAUAAGAAACAUUCAACUUGGUUUCUUUGGGAGUAUAUUUGGAUUAAUGGGUGUGUACAUUUAUGAUGGAGAAUUGGUAUCAAAGAAUGGAUUUUUUCAGGGAUAUAACCGACUGACAUGGAUAGUUGUUGUUCUUCAGGCACUUGGAGGUCUUGUAAUAGCUGCUGUUAUAAAAUAUGCGGAUAAUAUCUUAAAAGGAUUUGCAACCUCUUUAUCCAUAAUAUUAUCAACACUGAUAUCCUAUUUUUGGCUACAAGAUUUUGUGCCAACCAGACAGUAUAGCGAAGCGAAUUCAAGUGCAGUCUCUGGAGUCAGAAAUACCUGGAUUUCAAUCCCAUCUUCCACUUGGGGGACUUUAGUGUCUUUUUCCUUGGAGCCAUCCUUGUAAUAGCAGCUACUUUCCUAUAUGGUUAUGAUCCCAAACCUGCAGGAAAUCCCACUAAAGCAUAGUCGAAUACUGUCUUUAACUGGUUUUCACAAUGGUGCACUAGGAACCUCAAUGUUAAACUUACACAGAGGACUUCUACAGAUUCUAAGAAGGUGUCAUGCUGAAUCUGAUCAUAUUAUUCAAAUGGUUGGAAAAUAUAAAGUUGAAGGAUAAAAUAUGUGUAUAUGUAACAAAAUACCUAUUGCAUCUUAAAAAUCAAAACUUGAAAGUAUUUCCAGGGAUUAGAAUUAUUGGAGGAAACUUGAAAUCAGAGUUUUAAAAGAUUUUAAUUUACCUUUUUGAUUGCUGCAGAAAUGUCCUAUGCACUCUUUACAACAGCACACACGCAACAAAUGUCAGAUACCAAUUUCUGCAAAUUAGAUCUGUUUAAUCUUACUAAAUGUUUUUUAACCUUACUCUUCCUGUACAGAUAUAUCAAAUCACAUGGAAUGUUCAAAAUUUGAAAAUUAUAAUUACCUAUAAAGCUGUGAAGAAAUAGAAGUUUGAGCUGAAAAACAUUUUCACUUAUCUGAGAUUUUUAUAUUUAUACAAAAGAUUACUAAACAAGGAAUUGCUAAAUGUUAUUUGUUCAACUACAUAAAAAUUGAUAAAGUAAUAUUCUGGGUCUGAUUUGUCAGAGAAUAAGAUUCAUAUUUAAAUUUAAUGUAGAGAAAUACAUCUAUUUCUCCAUCUACAUUUUACGAUCUUUUAGUUUCGAAACUGCUGAAAGCAGGCCCGUGGCUCCUAUGCUAGAUAGUAGCCAGUGACUUUUACACUAAUGGAGUUUUGUCCUUAAACUCUUAUUUCCACAUCUUUUCUGUAAACCAGAUAAAUCCUGAGUAUUACUUUAAAUUACAUUUCUGUAUGUGUUAAUUUCCAUUAAAGUUUUAAUAUGUAAUUUAAAGGCAUUAAAUGCUCCUUUAAUAAUUUAAAAGAAAAUUAUUGUUGUCUAAUAUCUCCAUUUGGAGAAUUUUGAACUAUCAAAGCAUGUACUAUACACAAGUAGAAUGUUUUCAAAUGAAAUGAGUUUUUACUCAUAGAUCUGUGAAAACUUCCUUUAAUCUAUAACUGUUGACAAAAAUAACCACCAAAAAAAAAAUAGGACUGAUGUCAAUGAAUUGAGACCAAAAUGACUUUUCUUGGAGACAUUCCAGGUUGCCAGGAUAUUACAUUAUUUUAAAAGGCACUAUAUAAAUUCAAGGCUGCUCUGAACUUCAUAGGCCUCUCAUAAACCUACCAUCCCCAGCGUCACAUGUCUGGGAGAGGUAGCUGAGUUCCACGUUCUCUUUCGGUGGCCCUGCAAAGGCUGCUGGGAAGGAGCCACCACUUGACUUAAAAAUAGUGGUUUCUUUUCUAUUUUCAUUAGCGCUGGAGUUGAGUUUACAAAUUACAUGAGUUAUUUAAUAAAUUGGUUCAAGGGAGAGAGAAUAGCAGAAAUAAGAUGAAUUGGUGGUCAAAAAUACUUUCUAAAAUUGGAAUGUGGGUUUAAUUUAAUUAUUGGCUAGACAGAAUUACCUAUUGAGUAUAAGAAGUAUUUUAUUUUUUCAUUCAUACUUUAUGUAUUUUUAAGUCUGUUCUAAUGGUAUAAAAUCUGUAAAAAAUAAAUAUUUUUAUAUUGUUCUAAUGGAUUUUGUUGAACAGAAUUUGGCUCAAAAAUACUACUUUAUAAACUUGAGUACUCUUGGCUAAUUAGGAUUGGCUGUGUUACUUUGCUGAUUCAAACCUACUCUACAGGACACAGGCCUAAUCUAUUUCAUCCAGACUUUAAAUGUGUUUAAAAUUACAAAAUAUUUUAAAUCAUUUUGCUGGUAAUUCCAAAUUGGCACCAAACAAACUUUUUAGAAGCCUGACUUAAUGAUUUUCAAUGACCAAGUAAAACUACCUUUUGGAGUAUUUGCUUAAUAACUUUACCACAUUUUAAGCAUGGUAUUUUUAGACUGUAACAACAUUCAGACUUACAUCUUAUUACCUAUAGCUAAGUGAAAUCUAAAUCCUGCAAAUGCUCAGAAUUUGAGACUAAAUAUAAAGAUUUAUGUUCAGCCCACAAGAAGUCUUGUUGGAUACUUAUGUAUUAAUUCAGUAUGCAUUCACAAUUAAUUCAGAUUUAGUGUGUCCUUAUUUUAACGCUUCAAAAAAUGAUACAAGUACAUGAUUGGAUAUCAGAUAUGGUAGUUACAGUAAUAAAAUAUUUUCAAGUGUCCAAAAUAACACAAUUUUUAAGAUUCCCAGCGAAGUUUAUAAAAUUGUAAUCAAAAAUAGUGAGAAAGGAGAAAAUAAUCUAACGUAUAUUUUCAAAGCAUUUUUUUAUUGUAUUUUGCUUUUCUAGUAAGUUUGAAAAUAUUAUUAGAGAUUGGGUUGUAUAGUUUAUAAUUUUUAAUUCAUAAAGAAAUAAUCAUAUUUGAGAAGGUGAAUCAGUAUCUUAGAUCAUGUCAUAUAUUACAUACAGAUAAUGCCAUUUUCUUGUGUAUGUGGUAUGUGUUUUGAUGACCUCCAGAAGCCUUAUUGUAUUAAUCUCUUAUGACGACUCCUUGAUUAUUUAAGUUCUUAUGUUUUUAAAGUUUACUUAUCUUUCAAUUACUUUAUUCAUUAUAAAAAUGUGCUAAUUCAUGGGAGAAAAAUGCCAAUUGAUAGUUCUAUUAAAAAUUAAGAAUAUUGUAUUUGUGAAUAAAAGUUUGAGAUGCCACAUGUGAAUGUUUCACCACAGUAAUAUUAUCAAUUCUGUAAUAAGUAAUUUUAGAGAAGUUAUAGGCUAUUUUUAUGAUGGAAAAUGUAGGUAGUUUAGAGAUGCAAAAUUUAAAUAUUUACAUCAAUUUAUAUUGAAUGUCCACAUUUCAUGAAAGGUAGUUUGAUAUUUAAACUAGAUUCUAAGGAGACAGAAUCUGAAAGGAAACUAAUUGACUUUGUGAUCAGUAGACUUAGUGUAAUGCCGACUACUCUUAAGAAUUGGUACUUUUCCUACAUAUCAAAUUAUUGGACUUUUAAAAUGUCAUUGUAUAGUCAUUCAACUGAGUUUUUUUUAAAUGAAUUAGCAUUACUCAUUUACACUUUUUCAUUGUUACAAUAUUUAAUUACAUGUGGAUGCAUGCUUUACAUGAGAAAAGAUUUAUGAAAGUUAUUUAUGCUAUAUUGAAAGUCAUCUUAAGAAUCUCUAGGAUAUGUAGCAUAUUUAAAGUAAUUAUAGGACCAAAGAAACAGCACCUUUAUGAAAAUCUGGUCCUCUGUGCCUUGCUUUACCAAACAAAAUACCUGACUUUUUCUGGAGGAUAUUACUGUAAUUCACAACUUGAGACACAUGUGCAAAAUUAGGAUGUUUUAAGGAUAACUAUAAUUCAAUUGUUUGGUUGUUUCAACAUUUGCUCUUUAAAUUCAUUAUCCAACAGAAUAUUAAAGUAGGUAUAUUACACAGGCAUUAGUGAAUAGUACUUAUUUAAAUAAAUUAUGUCACCAUUGCUCGAUUGUUGAGCUUUUGAAACUUUAACUAUGAUAUGUAACUGUCAUUUUUUUUGUUUUAUUUCUUAUUACAAGAUAUAAUUUACUGUGAUUUAAAAAAAUUGUUUUAAUGAUUUGGAUUCUGAAUUUGUCUAUAUGUCUGUAUUUUAUUUGUUUAGAAAGAUUCUUUUGGGUUUGGGAAUGUAAUUAGUAUAUUUAAAUUUUUUAUGAUACAAUUCCAAGGAAUAUAUAAACUGGUCUUUUGUUAAACGGCUUUUUUAAAUUGAUGUUUCUUUGUCAUUUUUUGGUAUCCAGUUAUUAUCUAGAUUUAUAGAAAUAGAUUAUUUUCAUAAUUCUAUGUAAAUUUCGUCCUAUAGUUCUUUGUUUCCCUAUUCACCUGUGUCUGAUUUAACACAUGAAUUAGUCUCUAUAUAUAUCAAAAAUGACUCACUGAUCUUUUCCCUACCUCUCUAAUUACUUUUAUCAUAUGAUCUUUUUUCCUAGUCUACGCUCUUAGCAUGAAAGACAGGGUUUUAUUUAAACUAGUUAGAGUUUCUCUACAUGUAUGAUGACAAUAGCCUACAAUUUGUUUUAAAAAUUUUAUCUCUUUGCUAGCCUCAUAGUUAAGUAAUUAUAGUAAUUGGUAUAUAAUUUCUUUAUAAUUUGGAUAUAAUUGCUUCUGUGUGUAUCAGUUUAAUGCAUAGAGAUCAAAUGAUAAGCAAUAGAGAGGAUGUAACCUUAUACAGAAUGCUUUUAAAAGAUCUUAUUUUAAAAGAUCACUAAUAUAAGGAUCUCAGCAUUUUUAAAAGGUAUACUUUUCUUUGGUAUCUUUUCAUGAAAAUCACUUCUUUAAUUUUUUUUUGUACUGGAAUACUUCUUUUGUUCCAAGUAUUCUAUAUCACAAUCCUUAAAUCCCAGUGCUAUGCAAAUACACCUCAUAAUUUAAAUCUGAUAGAUGCUACUACUAUUCAACAAUCAGAGAGUGACCAGUAGUAAUAAUCAUAAUGGUCUUUCUUACUGUCCUAAAAAAGGGAAUUCCUUCAAAACAGGACUGAUUACAUACACACCCCAGAAAAGAAAACAGCAGAGAGGAAAUAAUUACCUUCAAAUCCCAAAGAUUUGAAAUUCUACCAUUGCAGAGAGUGUCUUGGUGACUGAAAUCCAGGGGUUUCCCAAGUGCACCUUCAGGUUUGAUUAUUCACUAGAAAGAACUCACUGAAAAGUAUUAGACUCAAAAUCCAUUUGUUACAGAAAAAGAAUACAAAUUAGAAUCAGCAAAAGGAAGAGACAUAUAAGGCUGAGUCUAAAGGAGGGCCAAACUCAAGUCAUCCUUUCCAGUUGUCCGCUCCCAUGGAGUCAUGGACAGUAUUAUUUACUCCUGGCCACAAUGUAUGGUAGUCUACACAGAGUACUGCCAACCAGGAAAGCUCUCCCAAGCUUCUUGUCAGAUUUUUAAUUGAAGCUUUAUUAUUUGGCAUAAUUGAUUGAUUACCCACAUGGUUGAACUUACUCUCUAACCUCUGCUCCUUCCUGGAGAUCUGGCUGACAUCAGACUCCAGGGGCUCACCCUGAGUCAUCUUGUUAGCACAAAUUAUCAGAUGUGGUCUGAGGGGCCCACCAGGAAAACCAAGACACUCCUAUAACUGGGACCUCCUAAAGAUGUAGGCCAGAAUUUUGUUUGGGUAUGUAAGGCCAAAUUCCUUGCUACACAGUGACCAUUUUUCCUAUACAUAUUCUGAACUAAUGAGGAUGACACAAGCAUUGACAAUUGUUUAUAGAGACCAUUUUUAAUUUCAGAAGUUUGGUCACAUGAUUCUGAAUGACUCAAGGGUAGAAAAAUGUGGUUAUAAUAAGAUACAGUGCUAUAUAGCAUAUACUUGUAUAGUAUUCAUUUAAUUUUCAGAUCUGAUGUUUAAUUACAAUUUUUUAAAAUGCUGGAAUA